GUGAAAUAAAAAAUAAAGUAAACAAGGAAAAAGUGAAAAGUGAAAAUACAAACAUAAAUAAAAUCGACCAAAUAUUUUAUUAUUUUGCUGGUUGGCUUAGAUUUUCUUAAAUUCUUAAGAUUUUCUGAUAUUAAACAUUGGGCAAAAAUGUUUUCCUGCUAAUAGGAAAUGGAAUACCAUUGCGCGAAUUUCUCGGAAUUCCUAGAAGUUCACGUUGGCGAAAAAAAAAACCAAUGUCGCAUGUUUUUGCUUUUGCUGAUACUUAAUUUUUAAUAUUAAACCAGUCGGCGUGGAGGAGCGCUCAGUUUAUUUUCGGGUUUCUUGUGAUGAUGUGCAUUUAAAUCCAUCUCAAAUGCAAGUGCAACGGCAUUUCAAUGGUCUCUCGCAGCUCGACUUCGAAGACGGCGUGGAGGCGAAAUUCAGCUUAAUGUCUUCGAAAAUGAUGGAAACUCGAUAUUACGAGGGAUGUGGACGCGAAGGUCCAAUCCGAUGUAUAUUUUUAGGCGAAUUCCACCCUGUGGCUGGUCCUAAAAUAUCCUGUCAGUUUCCUGAAGAUUACAUCUCAAAGGAGGUGUUUGAUUCAAUAAGUGCCUAUAUCAUUCCAAAACCACAGAUACAAAAAUGCACCAUGACAAUAAAUGCGUUGGGUCAUAAAAUUGUGGGUUAUCCGAUCCGGAUAGACAAUUCCCGCUAUGAGCGCAAUGUGUACCUGUUCAAUCUAUGUUUUGUUUGCGAUAGCUGGUCUAAAACUGUUCAGUAUGAACCAGUUGUCAAAAAGCUUGGGGAACACUUGACAAUAAUGGAGGAAGAAACAGGUUUUGUGUCAAAUGGAUGCACCAAGCUGCCCACUCUUUUGGCUCACCUGCUACAUGAUCUGAAUACACACCGGAAAGCAACUUUAGUUGAAGGAGACACAGUGAUGCACCUGAAAGUAUUAGAGGUCCGCAAAGACCCGAAGCCCGUGUACGACCACGAUGUCCCCGUCCUGGUUGCCUCAGUGGGUCUACCCAGACCCGGACGACCACCCCGGACUGUACCACCUGAGGGCUCGGAACAAGCUCAACAGCAACACCUGGAUGUAGAUGAUGAAGAACCUUUUGAAGUUGAUUUAGACGCAGAUUGGGACUUGACCACGAGACAGCUUCUCCCAUACAUCGACGGGUAUAACCACAUAUCCAAAAUCGCAGCAGAUACAAAUGUGGAAAAAACUCUUGUCAAAUCCUGCAUUCAGAACUUGGCCUAUUAUGGAGUGGUGACACUCAUCCCGGUGCUGAAAUUCAGCAACAUGUACCGUGCGACGACCAAUCUCAGCCGGUUGUUCAGCGAUCAAGAGCUGCAGAAGUCGUGUCUCGCAUUCAUCACCAAGGGAUGCGACACUAAAGAGAAGCCCAAUCUGUCUGAAGUUCUGGGAAUACUGUGUGCACUUCAGCAAGGCACCACACUGCGCGCAGUUUGUGACAGGUUCGCCUCAACACCGCCCUCUUUUGACAUCAGACAAUUGAUCGUCUUCGCACAGAUGCACGGACUUAUCAAGUGUCUUAAAAGAUACCCAGUUUACAUCCGGAAUCCUCCACGUCCGAACGGAUUCAAGCAUCGCAUUGACCCCAUGAUAGGUAUACGGAGGUUGUUUACCGGAAAACAUUGCACGGAUGAGAUCUGUUGCCUGGCCAGGAUCGACCUUCCAACUCUGGACCAAAUCAUCGAGGAUGAUCCUAACGUCUCCAUAAUUUGGAGGUAGAAGUGAUGCGAAGUUCAAUGAGUUUUUUUGGUACCUACUUAUUUUUAGUGAUGCCGAAAAGUGUCGAUAGUUACUUAUUAUAGAAGCUUGUAUGACGAAAGCUGCCCAUACUAAAAUAAAGGCAGAUGAUUUGAAAAUAAACAGGGUUUAAUGUAUAUGAAAUAUUACCAGUAUAUAUGUAUUAUAUUAUGAAACCUGAAUAAGCAAUAUGUAAUAGAAAUGUGCCCACAUUUUUUGUGGACAGCUUUCAUUAUACAUGCUGUUGAUGGUGUCCAUAUAAUUUUUAGAUACGAGUAGGGAUCUCGCACGAUAAACAAGAGGAGUCAUAAGCGGCUUUACUACUUAGAUCAGCGCUCUGACGCCACAAGCUCAAAACUUUAAUUGAACUUCUUAUUAUUCUAAUAUCCCCACACAUGAGAAUCGUGGGAAUGUACCUCUUUCUUGUUUAAAUCUUUACAAAUUGUACUUAAUUGUACGCCGCGCAUUAACUGCAGAACGGUCAUUUUAAGUCUUAUUUGACAGCGGUCUAGUGCGUACAGUGAUAGGCCCAGUGAAUUACUAACGUUGACAAGGCACAUGUCUUAUCUUCUGUCCCUCUUUAUUAUUGCGGUUAACCUCAAAGAUACUGUGGUGACAUCCGAAACGUCACAUGACGUCAGCUAAUCACAGCGAAGAAUGCGACAAGCUGAGCCAAUAGCAGCGAAGGAAAUAAAUCAGCAUGAAUCGGAGCAUAAAUACAACCUCCGACUCAACAUCGUCUGUCGCGCGGUUCCCCAUGCAUAACGCGGCCUGGCGAAAAAUCUUCCCUUUGUGGCGAUCGAGCCCGAUUCAUUGCUCCCGCUAAAAUAGAAACAGAGAGGAGAUAUGACAUAGACCUCGUCAACGUUCGUGUCUUUCCCACUAAUCCCAUUGAGUUGUCCCAUGUCUCAGUAGUUCAUAGGACACUACUCGCUGGAGAUACUAAGGCCCGUACUCAGGGCGAGGUGCCAUUGGUAUCUCCUGAGCUGACCCAAUGUGUGUCUGUAACUCACCAAUUCUUAGAACGUCAUAAACAUUAUUAUAGAUAAUGUAAACGCUCGCUGCUCAGCGGAUUCCGAACGCGUUGGUUAGUUUAGUAGAAUGUUAAGGCCGGUCAAGUUUACUCCGAUUCUCUCGCUCUUGUUCAACCAGCUUCGGGGUAGUGUGAAAGUGAGCGGGAGUGUAUCGCUUUCUAUCGAAGUGCGGAGUGAACUUAACCUUCCAUAGGUAAGGCUUACUCAACACGGUGUGGCAUAUUUUUUUAAAUAUUUGCUGUAUUUGGUGUUUAAGACGGAGGAUAUAAACGUGGCAAAAUUAAUGUGUCAUCUGUCUUGAUAAAUGUGCUCACCAUUUAUCAAGACAGAUGACACAUUAAUUUAGUAACGACAAAUUAAAACAUAUAAAUUAAAAAAAAGUGAAGUUUAAAAGAAUAUGGACUGCAAAUUGAACACUUUUUGCGUCACGCCGUCAUUGGUAAGCUGGGUAAGACUGAAAUAACUGAAAUUUGUAGAAGAAUAGAUAGGAAAUUUCAAAUAAUAGGAUCCUCUGAGCUUUUUUAGUUCGGUCAACUUUCUGUGAAUUAUAUAUUCAGAACAAAAUAUAUUCGCGCAAAAUAAAAAAAAAUCGUUCUCACUUUCGAACGUAAUUUUACAGAUAAAACUAUAAAUACAAAAAUUUUAUAUUUGAGGAUUGUGUGCUUUAUUGCCAUACAUUAUUAUCCAAAAUUGGUCUGAUGGACGAAUUUGUAUGUUUCGGGCACUUACACAUUGUGAGUCUAUAGAUAGAAUAUCGAUGGGUUAAACGCCCUUCCAACAAGAAGGAACCCUUUGGGGAACUAACCUGCGAAUAGUUAUUACAUAAGCUUUGUGUCACAAAUAUUAGGACCAUUUUACGACGUUUAAAGUUAUUCGAUUUUUUUAAACAAAUUUAAGUCCCUAGAAUUUUACUGUGUCUCUAUUCCCAUUGGACCUCAAGGUCUUAAGGUCAGCUCAUUUUAAACAUGCAUUAUUGUUGCACCAGUGCAUUUCUCCUUAAGCCUUUUAUCAGAAUAAUUUUAAUUAAAAAAUACAUUAUUGUUAUUGUUAAAGUAGCCAUAUUGUAUUGUAUAUGCAGUAAUGAAAUACUAAAAAAAUUUACUCUUUUCAAUAAUUGAAUGAAAAAUCAAUUAACUCUUAAGUCUCAAAAACUGUUUGGCAAUCUGGAAAAAAGUAUUUCACUCAAAAAUUAAACAUGAAAUUUGUGUUUGUUUUAAAAUAUACACUGCCAAUUGAGGCAUUUAUUACAUUACCCAUAACAGUUAACAUAUCUACUAUAAUAUAUGAUUAUAUUUUUCUUUUUUUAGUUUUAAUAUUAAUUCUACACAAAAUAGGUCUUAGUCUAUCUGGUCUGUACAUUGUACACUGUACACUGUACAGUUUCGACACAACCUUCUAACCACUAAUUUAACAAUAGAUAGAUUUUUAUAUGGAAUAAAGAAGGUUAGGUUUUUCCGCUCCUGACUGUACCACUUCGUUUAAACUCUUUUAUACCUGCAUGUUUUCAGAUUGCUUAAAAAAUAUAAUUAUGAUUUUAAAUCAGGAAAGAAACAAUUAAGUAGUCGUUUCUACUGAGUAUUUAGUGAGAGUAAAGCUGUGAAUUUACAUAUGUUUUAAGCAUGAAAUGAUUCGGAUAUAUAUAUUUUAUAUAUACCAAGUUUAGAAUUAAUUUUUUUUAUGAUUAGUCCAUGGAAAUGCCAGUGGCUAAUUUAUUUACAUCGGAAUAUUAUAAAUCGGAGAGUGUGAUAAACAGUAUUAGUUAAGGAUGAUAAAGUACUUACCUAUUUAAAUAUAAUAUUUAUUUUAGUACAAAGUAGUAAGUUAAUGCUAUUACUAUAAAACAGUAACUAUGUCACAUUCCUUUCACAAUAUCUACCCGACUACAGAAGAUGUGUUAAGCUUUUGUUUUUUUCAUUAUUACCCUUUGUGUAUUUGUGUGCGUUUUAUUUCUUACGAAUCUCAAGAUUAUUUUAAUGAAACAGCGCUUGAGUUUCAUUAUUAGAAGCUGUAGCAUAACGUUAAAUAACUAAUCCCUUGAAAAAAAGGUUGACCAGGAGAGAUAAUAUUGUUAUGUAUAUUUUCACUUUGUAUAUCAUGUAGAAAAAAUAAUCUUUGUCAAUUUUGGGAAGUUAUCAUGUCUUUAUUUGCCUUAUAGGAUUUGCAACAAAUAUAUAUUUUUUGGGAUCGUGUUUUAUUACGUGGUACACAAAAUUGUUUUGUUACUGUGUUGUAAUUUGUAAGGGAAAUGUUGGUUAUAGUUUUGACAGCUUUAAACAGUGUAAAAUUAUGAAGAGAAACAUAGAUUGUACAUUAAAGAUAAAAUUGUGUAAAAUAACCUUAUUCAAUCGUAAUCCUCCUUUUUUGAAGUCUGUUAAAUAUCUUAAGACUCUUCUUGAAAAUCGCAUCAAGAUUGGUUCAGCGAAACGCGAGAUAUUUGCGGACAAUCUUAAUAAUACAUACAUAUAUAGAUAAAGCAGUGAAUCACCAUUUUUUAAAGUAGGUUGGUGCUUUGCCUAUGCUACAUCAAGUUUGCCACCUUCAUUCUAUUUUCUUGUUUUGUUUGAAGUGACAUAAAAAUUUACAAUUAUGUAUUUUAUGUUAAGAGUUUAUCAUAAAAAUUAUCUACAUGCAAACAACACUUAGAAAACUAAAAUUCAAUUAUAGUCAUUUAGGAGAAGUAAUGUUUUUAAUUUAAUGAAAUGUUACUUUGUUUGUUCUAAACAUUGCCUCUUGUUUUUUCUUAGCGGAAAUAAAUGUUUUCUCUCAAUA
This is a messenger RNA of Amyelois transitella, 5559 nucleotides long. RefSeq names its product GATOR complex protein NPRL2. Gene Ontology annotation, biological process: negative regulation of TORC1 signaling; positive regulation of autophagy; cellular response to amino acid starvation. The transcript has 9 exons. Gene Ontology annotation, cellular component: vacuolar membrane; GATOR1 complex. Lineage: Eukaryota; Metazoa; Arthropoda; Insecta; Lepidoptera; Pyralidae. Bases 353 to 1738 code for a protein of 461 amino acids. Gene Ontology annotation, molecular function: GTPase activator activity. The record is from RefSeq and is a predicted model, not a curated record.